GUCACGCGGAAGUAAUUUUAACCAAGAUGGCAGCGUCCUUGACACAGGCAUGUUUUGAUAACAGUCGAGUGUCUAACAUCCUCAACAGUUGCAAAUGUACGGGCUGCACAACUGACAAGAGAAGAGUUUGAGAGCGGAGCAUGGAGAGACGAGAGUUUGUCGCGUCUCUGGUGGCAGGGGGCAGUGCAGGGAUGUGUGUGGAUCUGACCCUCUUUCCCCUGGACACCAUAAAGACAAGACUGCAGAGUCAGCAGGGCUUCUACAAGGCAGGGGGCUUCAGGGGCAUAUAUGCUGGAGUCCCAUCUGCUGCUGUCGGCUCCUUCCCAAAUGCCGCUGCUUUCUUUGUCACCUAUGAAUGCACAAAGUCCCUGCUCGGUGCUCGUGAAGUGCUAGCAGCACCACACGUGGCGCCUGUCACUCACAUGCUGGCCGCCUCCCUGGGAGAAAUAGUGGCAUGUCUAAUCCGGGUGCCCACAGAGGUGGUCAAACAGAGGACCCAGGCUUCACCCUCAUCCACCACCUACCAAAUGCUGCUGGCUACACUCAGAGAAGAGGGUGUCCGGGGCUUGUACAGAGGAUACAGGAGUACGGUUCUCAGAGAGAUCCCGUUCUCGCUGGUGCAGUUUCCACUUUGGGAAUAUUUAAAGACUCUGUGGUCAUGGAGGCAAGGUCACACGCUCUACUCUUGGCAGGCUGCAGUGUGCGGAGCUUUUGCAGGUGCAGUAGCUGCAUUUGUUACCACUCCUCUUGACGUGGCGAAGACCAGAAUCAUGCUCGCAAAGGCCGGGUCCGCCACAGCGAACGGCAACAUCCCGCUGGUGCUCUAUGACGUGUGGAGGAGCCGAGGCCUUUCAGGUCUGUUUGCGGGCAGCAUACCGAGGAUAACCUUCAUCAGUGUGGGUGGUUUCAUCUUCCUGGGAGCCUACGAGAAGGUCCGCCGCUCUUUGCUGUAGCAGCUCGUCCUCUGUGACUGUCCUGAGCCCUGAGCCCUGAGCCCUGGUGGAUUAGCAGCAGGGGAAGCAUCUCUGGAAGCAGCACCCUCGUCCCUUGGAGGGCCCCCCUGUGCCUCCAUGCUGCUGGGCCCCGAGAAGCAAGGAACACCUCUUGCCCGUCCACUGGCCUGAUCGCGUUACCUGGGGUGCUGCGUUCCUGCUCAUCAGUGCCCAGAGCUUCUGUAACAGCGCCAGCGGUUUGGUGAAAUGGUGCCACACCCUGUCAUAUCGUGUGUGUGUGUGUGUGUGUGUGUGUGUGUGUGUGUGUGUG
Messenger RNA from Perca flavescens (yellow perch), 1263 nucleotides. It is a transcript of the gene slc25a26, whose product is annotated as solute carrier family 25 member 26. The transcript has 10 exons. The coding region runs from base 141 to 953 and encodes 270 amino acids. Gene Ontology annotation, biological process: transmembrane transport. The record is from RefSeq and is a predicted model, not a curated record. NCBI's taxonomy places the organism in Eukaryota, Metazoa, Chordata, Actinopteri, Perciformes, Percidae.